AUGUUGCUGAACAUUCUAUUACUUACGCUUGUCUGGAUGAGCCGUCCUAUACUUGUUUGCGGAAACAUCUCACCUUUCUUUACCCGCUAUCUGCUCAGGUCGUCAGACUACAACGCAGGGGACAGUAUACGAAGAGCUUUUAGUACCUCCGGCUCAGAAAAGAGAGACACCAAGAAAGAGAACAGCACUUCCCUAGACAAAAGCUGGGAAAAUGCUAUAUUGUUUGCUUAUACGGCUGAGCAAGACCUAGAUUCUAAGCAAGGGAACACCUCCAUUUUAGCCGGUAUAGAAAUAACAUGCACAGCAUGCUAUAUCAAAGGAACAGCCACGACCAGAUUCAUCUCCGAUAAGGACUUCAACAUCAGCCGGGCUCUGGAUGAUUUAACGGAUCAAGUCGAGAACGAUAUCUACAAUUUAAGGACCGAAGUUGCGAAUUACACAAAGGAAUAUAUAGAUCAGGUAACAGAUAACCUGGAAGAUGGAUUAGACAUGGACGAUUUCAAUCUGCCAACCAUGAAUUUCGACCUCAAUAUUGAUCUUCCUGAGAUUCCAGAGUUCCGAAUCGAAUUCCAAUUCGAUGACUUAGAGGUGUACAUGCUCGUUGACACAGUAUUAUCUGCUGGUGCCACCUAUACUCUGAACUUGUAUACCUCUACUACGCCUGCAGGGUUUGCAGUUCGUCACAACCUGGAAGUUGGUGUCAUCUUCACUGUUGACCUCAUUGUGUCUGUAGAAGGUGAAAUUGAUAUCAGUACCGGAUUCCAUCUAAAGCUAGAUGAUGGCGUGACGAUUGAACUUGGCAUCUUCUCUAAGGAGAUAUCGAAUAUGGUUAUCAAUGGUGGCGAGUUUGAAUUUCUCCCAGUCACUGUCGAGAGUGCUGGUGUAGUGUUCAAGGCUGUCCUUCGUGUGGGGAUACAAGCGGGUUUUGAAAUAUCAUCAUCCGACGUAUCUAUUGCUGGAAAAGACAUAUUUCGUAUUGGUGCUGGCAUUGAAACGGGCGUUUAUGCUAAUAUUGCUGAGCUGAUCACUAAUGUCACUCUUUCCACGGAAGAGGACGACCAAUGCGGUCUUCGCGUCGAGGAAGCAUAUCAACUUGCUGUCGGAGCUGCUGCAGGAGCUUCGGUUGCCAUUGAAGACAUAACGUGGGGACCAGCUGUCGAAACCGAAGUUCCUAUCUUUUAUACUACGUUGGCACAAGCUUGUGCCGUGCAAAGAAGCAGUGGCGCGAUAUCUGCAUCCCAGGCAACCCUGACAUCUGCUGCCCUCGCAAUAAGAGGUGAGGAUGAAGAUGAAGCGGAGAUGGAGACAACUACGAUCUCUGAAGAAGCGACUUUCAUUGCUGUAGCAUGUGAGUCGGAGGGACUAGUUAAUUGUCCAGCAUCCCUUCAGAAAACGUCCAGGUAUACAACUACUCGAACACAUGUCACUGUAGUCCCGACCGACAGCGAAGCCUUUUUUCCUGAGUCGGUCAGAUUCACUUCUGUGAGACCAAUUCCGUUUGGAGACUCUGCAAGGAAGUUGUUUACAACAUCAGGCAUUCCCGAACCCUACGUUCCGCAGCCCCCGACACAUUCGGCUACCACCAGCGCAACUGAUGAUGAUGGUGAUGGUAAUGAAAAUACCAGCUCAAACGCAAAGAGCGGAAGAUUGUCUAAUAGUGUCAUCAUCGGUCUGAGCGUCGGGCUUGGAGUACCUUUUCUCUUGGGCGGAAUCGCUUUCAUUUUGUAA
Fusarium graminearum PH-1 is the source of this 1728-nucleotide messenger RNA. RefSeq lists its product as uncharacterized. NCBI's taxonomy places the organism in Eukaryota, Fungi, Ascomycota, Sordariomycetes, Hypocreales, Nectriaceae. The record is from RefSeq and is a predicted model, not a curated record. The transcript has 3 exons. The coding region runs from base 1 to 1728 and encodes 575 amino acids.